Paramuricea clavata is the source of this 3246-nucleotide messenger RNA. NCBI's taxonomy places the organism in Eukaryota, Metazoa, Cnidaria, Anthozoa, Malacalcyonacea, Plexauridae. The record is from the annotation of a GenBank genome assembly.
AGUGCCACCUAGCGGCGGAGUUGUGAAUGUCUCGGAGGGAAUUGGAAAUCCUGUUUAUGACGAAGAUCGACCUUUAGAAGGGGUAAGACAUGUUAUCAAUUGAGUGUAUAAUAUAGUGCCUCAUUCUGAAAGCUGCCUCAUUCUGGAAGUUGCAUCAUUCUGAAAAUUCCAUCAGUCUGAAAAUUGCCUCAUUCUGAUUGUUACCUCAUUCUAAUAGUCACCUCAUUUCGAAAAUUGACUCAUUCUGACAUUUUGCUCAUUCUGUUCAUUCUGAUAUUUUUCUAAUUCUGUUCAUUCUGAUAUUUUGCUCAUUCUGUUUAUUCUGAUAUUUUUCUAAUUCUGUUCAUUCUGAUAUUUUGCUCAUUCUGUUCAUUCUGAUAUUUUUCUAAUUCUGUUCAUUCUGAUAUUUUGCUCAUUCUGUUUAUUCUGAUAUUUUUCUAAUUCUGUUCAUUCUGAUAUUUUGCUCAUUCUGUUCAUUCUGAUAUUUUUCUAAUUCUGUUCAUUCUGAUAUUUUGCUCAUUCUGUUUAUUCUGAUAUUUUUCUAAUUCUGUUCAUUCUGAUAUUUUGCUCAUUCUGUUCAUUCUGAUAUUUUUCUAAUUCUGUUCAUUCUGAUAUUUUGCUCAUUCUGUUUAUUCUGAUAUUUUUCUAAUUCUGUUCAUUCUGAUAUUUUGCUCAUUCUGUUCAUUCUGAUAUUUUUCUAAUUCUGUUCAUUCUGAUAUUUUGCUCAUUCUGUUUAUUCUGAUAUUUUUCUAAUUCUGUUCAUUCUGAUAUUUUGCUCAUUCUGUUCAUUCUGAUAUUUUUCUAAUUCUGUUCAUUCUGAUAUUUUGCUCAUUCUGUUUAUUCUGAUAUUUUUCUAAUUCUGUUCAUUCUGAUAUUUUGCUCAUUCUGUUCAUUCUGAUAUUUUUCUAAUUCUGUUCAUUCUGAUAUUUUGCUCAUUCUGUUUAUUCUGAUAUUUUUCUAAUUCUGUUCAUUCUGAUAUUUUGCUCAUUCUGUUCAUUCUGAUAUUUUUCUAAUUCUGUUCAUUCUGAUAUUUUGCUCAUUCUGUUUAUUCUGAUAUUUUUCUAAUUCUGUUCAUUCUGAUAUUUUGCUCAUUCUGUUCAUUCUGAUAUUUUUCUAAUUCUGUUCAUUCUGACAUUUUGCUCAUUCUGUUCAUUCUGAUAUUUUUCUAAUUAUGUUCAUUCUGAUAUUUUGCUCAUUCUGUUGAUUAUGCUCAUUCUGACAUUUUAAUUAUUCUGAUUGUUGUCUCAUUCUAAUAGUUGCCUCAUUCCAAAAAUUGCGGAUCCCCAUUGUAUAUAACCCGAUUUUUUUAUCAUCCCCUGUUGGUGCUAUUUGAUCCUCAAGUUUGAUCCUGGGAUUUUCUAAAUAACUCCCUUGAGAAGCACAAUCUCUCACGAUUGACCAAGUGCAGGUCAAGUUUACAUAAAAAACAUUCAGUAAAAGUACAUUAUAAUGUUCGAUCAGGAACGUUUUAAAAGAGUUAACACAAGUAAAGUUUUACAUGGGGCAACUUUACAUACAGAGUUCCAAAAAUUUACGAUUUGAUUAAAAUAUGAAGCCUUAAAAGUUCUUGUUUUAAAACAAGAGUGGAAUUACUACUAAGACGUGUUCGCGGCCACGAGUAACAAAGGAGACAUAAUCUUGCACAUUUAAAUCAUAUACAGUCCAGUUUUAUCCAUUGUGGUCAAAUUUCCAAACCAUCUCGUUCUUGCUACUUUUAAUCCCUUGACUGUGUCCGACUCUUCUAAUCUUCUCGUUUGCAAGAUUGUUCUUGGAGUGGUAUCCCUGCCACAGUAAAUAUUAAGAUAUAUUUACUAACAACUCUUGAACUCUUUUUAGUUUUCGAUGAGCGAUGUUGAUACGAAUAUGUUUGUCACAGAUGAUUCCUUUACAGUACCGGUAUGUUUAUAUGCGCACCUUUUAAAAUGAGUUUUCGGGUCAAUAUGUAACAUAUCCCAAGUUCGAGGUUUAUAAAACCGACCUAUUUACUAGUUAAAGGAGGUUUUCCAACAAUUUCAGAGACUUUCUAUCAAGAUUUUUCAAGUUUUGUCGACAUUCACGGGUUACAACCUGUAUACAUCCCGCGGUACAUCAAAGAAAACCGACUCAACUAGUGAAUAAUGCGUUCUAAACACUAGAUAUUGAAACCCGACCGCUCGUGUGUGCUUUCACUGGUAAAUUUAAGACGAAAUGCAGGCCACAGCAUGAUGACUAAUUUCUUGCCAGAAAGUGCAAGACUUCCUUUAGGCGUGUUUACACCUGCGAUUUCUAGUGUGAUUUUUAUCUUCUGAUGGAUGUGAAGGAGUGGAUGAGUUACAAAUGCUCAGAUGAAGGAACAUGCACUCAGAACAUUCAUAACACAUCUACUCGUUCACAUCCAUCAGAAGAACAAAAUCGCCCGAGAAAUUGCAGCAACAAUUGACCAUUUGCGUAAUAGACUAAAUUUUGAACUAAACAAGUCUAGACAAAAAUUGCAUCACAGCUUGAAAGAGCAUCACAAAAUUAGUAAUAUUCCAAAGUGUCGUUGCAAAAUGUUGUAAAAUGCGGAAAAUAUAGCCUUGCGAAAUUUGCAAUUUUCAGUCAUUUUAGAUUACAAACCGGAAAUUGACAGCCUCGAAGGGUUUGGGGCUGUCAAUUUCCCGUUUGUAAUCUAAAAUGACUGAAAAUUGCAAAUUUCGCAAGGCUAUAUUUUCCACAUUUUACAACAUUUUGCAACGAAACUUUGGAAUAUUACUAAUUUUGUGAUGCUCUUUCAAGCUGUGAUGAAAUUUUUGUCUAGACUUGUUUAGUUCAAAAUUUAGUCUAUUACGCAAAUGGUCAAUUGCAAGUGUAUAAACGGGCCAUUAGUAUUACCACGGUAUGGAUUUGUGGUGGUAUCACACCAAAAUGCCGAUCAUUGGCCAUUGGCUUCAUUGAAGCCUGGUACGUUUACACUAUCAAAUCACUUCCUGUGAUCUUUUGCAUCGGUAAAUUCCAAGUUUUGAAGGAUUUGUAAGAAAUGUUUGAGGGAACUCAAUCAGUGUUAAACACUAAGUCAAUUCCCUCAAACAUUUCUUACAAAUCUUUCAAAACUUGAAUUUACUUCUGCGAAAUUCCUACUGAUAAAUAGCCGAUUCACUAUCCAGCCCUACCCUUUGAGAUCAGUGGUCAAUAUACAUGUUUUAAUUAUUCCAGAGCGAGAAAGGUGGCGCUGGCGGGACCUCGAUGGCUAACCCACUAUACCAAGACCCAUACUAUGGUGAAGACUGA